This is a messenger RNA of Amphiprion ocellaris (clown anemonefish), 3930 nucleotides long. It is a transcript of the gene cacnb2b, whose product is annotated as calcium channel, voltage-dependent, beta 2b. Gene Ontology annotation, cellular component: voltage-gated calcium channel complex. NCBI's taxonomy places the organism in Eukaryota, Metazoa, Chordata, Actinopteri, Pomacentridae. The transcript has 14 exons. Gene Ontology annotation, molecular function: protein binding; high voltage-gated calcium channel activity. The record is from RefSeq and is a predicted model, not a curated record. Bases 512 to 2350 code for a protein of 612 amino acids. Gene Ontology annotation, biological process: neuromuscular junction development; calcium ion transmembrane transport; regulation of voltage-gated calcium channel activity.
UAAUCAGGCAUCACACGCGCAGAGGACGGACUCUGGUCAACAGUAUAAACGAGACAUUCCUCACUUUGCGUUAUUUUGGACUCGCAGACAGCGCGGGCGGGUUGGACACCUUCUUGGUGAGCUCAGUGGCUGAGGUCAGAGUGAGCGGUGUGCGGCGCAACAGAUGCCGCACCGAGAAAUAAGCCUUUAAUACCCCUAGGACUCUGGAAAGGGUAACUACACUCAACACAAUACAGACUUAAGUGAAACCCCUCGCGCAACUCAUCCCGUCUCCGGCGGUGUCCUGCGCGUCACGGUUCCUCGGCAGGUGUCUCAACUUUACGCACAAAACCGGCGCUUCAAAAACGGCGUUUCUGCUGCCCUCCACGGCAUCCUCGGAUUUCUCCACCUGAGCGGUGUUCGAGGUGAAAGCAGUCUCAUGGCAUCGUCCACGUCCCCUUCGCUGGAGCCAGGUGAUUGGUAAAUUUGAGCUACAGCCGUGGAAUAACGCGCGUGGACACCUCGAACCACCAUGCCACCCAAAAAGAAGGGAGAGCGUCAGGACAGUGACUUUGUUGAGGAGAGAAACGCCCAGGUGCAGCUUGAGAAGGCCAAGUACAAGCCUGUGGCAUUCGCUGUACGUUGCAACUUCUCUUACACGCCAGCAGACGACGACAGCGUCCCUGUUCCGGGCCAGGCCGUCACCUUCGAGGCCAGAGACUUUUUACAUGUCAAAGAGAAGUUUAACAAUGACUGGUGGAUCGGCCGGCCAGUAAAGGAGGAUGGUGUGGUGGGCUUCAUCCCUAGUCCAGUCAAUCUGGAAACCAUCCUCAUCAGAAGAGAAGUCCAGGCAAGGAAAGCUGCCAAGGCCUUAGCCAACAAAGCAGCAUCUCAAGCAGCUCAAGAUCUGAACUCAAAGAAAUACACUCCUCCAUCACAAGCUACUCAGCAAGUGAAAAAGAAACCGGGGGAGCAGAUAGCUAUGUAUGAUGUAGUGCCAACAAUGCGUCCUGUGGUUCUAAUGGGACCAUCACUGAAGGGCUUAGAGGUUACAGAUAUGAUGCAAAAAGCACUUUUUGACUUUUUAAAGCAUCGAUUUGAAGGCAGAAUAACUAUCACACGUGUCACAGCAGACAUCUCUCUGGCUAAACGGUCCAUCCUCAACAACCCUGGCAAAAAGGCCUUAAUGGACCGGUCCAACACCCGCUCCAAUUUAGAUGCUGCCGCCCAGAUCCAGGGGGAGGUGGAGCGAAUCUUUGAGCUUGCACGCAGCUUGCAGCUGGUGGUUUUAGAUGCAGACACAGUCAACCACCCCAUGCAGGUGUCCAAGACCUCCCUGGCUCCAAUCCUUGUAUAUGUCAAGAUCUCUUCACCAAAAGUGUUGACGAGACUGAUCAAGACACGAGGGAAGUCUCAGACCAAACAUCUCAACGUUCAGCUUGUGGCAGCAGACAAGCUAGCCCAAUGUCCGCCGGAAAUGUUUGAUGUGAUCUUAGAUGAGAACCAGCUGACAGAUGCCUGUGAGCACAUUGCUGAUUACCUGGAGUCCUACUGGAGAGCCACUCAUCCUCCAGAGAUGGAGCCUGCCAACGCACUGGUGGCCCAUCUGGCCGAGAACACACUGCCUGCCAAUCCCUCAGCAAUACCGGAUGAACAGAAAAACAAGAAGUCAGCUGCCCCCAAGAGGAAGGGCUCCCAUGAGAACCACCUAGAUCAGGAGCCCCCUUCAGCCCCAGCUCAGGAGCACAGGGCUGAGGAGGGCCAAAGAGAGGAGGAGGAGCGACUCCUGAGGACCGAACCAAAGAGACCCCAGCACACCCACCACCACCACCACCACCACCACCACCACCGCCGGAUGGAGCACCACGGCCACACCCAGCACAGCCAAACGUCCGGCGGUGUGGAUAUACAGUCGAGCAGGGAUUAUAGUCAGAGGCUCCCCCGAAGGCACCUGCCUGAGGAGAGGGAGGACGAGCUGGCAGAUGUGGUGGAGGAGGACGAGGAGGAGACUUACUAUAACCACCGAGCCCAUAACCACCACCAUCACAACAGCAACCACCACCAUCACCACCACCACCACCAUCAGCAUCACCGUGGGAACAGCCAGCCACACGUUGGGGAAGACUAUGAGCAGGAGCACAAUGAACGCAACCGGCAGCACAGGCAUCACCAGCAUGUACCGCCACGGACACAACACACCGAUCACUAUCCUGUACACAAUCACCACAGCUACCACCACUACCAUGGCAGAGAUAGAGACAGAGAACGAGAGAGAGACAGAGAAAGACACAAGGACAGGGACAGAGAUAGGGAUCGAGGAAGAGACAGAGAUGCCCGACAGUGGCAAAGAGAUUCUUAUAUCCACCAGUGACUGUUCUUUCUACAUGGGAUUGGUGCAUGGUUUUAUGCUGCUCACUUUAUAAUGCACUAAUGGGUGGGGCAGUGUGUCAUGUUUCCCCUCAUAUCGUUUGCCAUUUUUUUUUUAGGAUUUUUACCCUUGAUCCAUGUGCACACACCCUGUUCUUCUUUCUUAAUCUUUACCAAAAGGAAUUUAAGCACUUGUAGGAUACAUUUUUGUCCAUCCUGUUUCUUAUUCUGAUGGCUCUGUGUGUGUCUUUGCACAAACAAUGUUAAAGAUGAAAUUGCAUCAGUUCUGUUCUUAAAGUAAGGCUGCAUUUAGAAUUAUUUUCAUUAUCCAUUAAACUGUCAAUAAAAUGUCUGAUAAUAGUAAAAAUGGUAUUUUAACAGCUGUCAAUAGCCCAAUAUUACAUCCUCUGAUGUCAUCUUAGUCAGUGGCUAUUUCUGACUAUCAGUCUAAAAUUCUAAGAUAUUCAGUUUACACUAAUACAAAGUGGCAAAACAGACAAAACAGUCCCCAACAUAUAAUAUCUGUUAUGUGCAAUAAGAAAAAUGCUUCAGUGUGGUAAAGGGAUAAUUGUUUUGAGACAUUUCCCACGAAACACUAAUCCUGAACUGGGUUGAAAUACUUGAUUGACCACCUAAUUAAGAACAGAAUAAUCGCACGCCACAUUAGCAACUAAAAUGCCAAACAUUGUUUUGUUUCAGCUUCUAUGAUGUGAUGAUUUACCACUUUACCUUUGGGUGUUAAACUGUGGACCAUAAUAAAUGUUCAGAUGUCCCCUUGACCUCUGGGAAAUUGCAUUAAGUAUCUUUGACAUUUUAUUCACUAAACAGCUAAUUGACUAAUGAAGAAAUUAAUCAGCAGAUGAAUCAAUAAGAAAAAAUUAUUUUUAGUUGUAGCCCUAACCAGGUUAUCUUUGUCAUCCCAACAUAAUGACGUAAUGAACUCACAAUCUGGAGAUAAGGGGAAAAAAUACAAUUAUUAUAACAAUGGCUUAUGCAUUUUAUGAUUUUAGGUUCUACACAGUUACACAAAGGGAUGUUUUGUAUAAUCAUAUCACUGACUUCCGCUUCAGUGUCACAUCCUCCCCUUUGUAUUUCAGUCGGGCAUCCUCAAAAGCCAACAACUUAUUUUAACAUUGGUACUGAAAAUCAAACUAUUUUUCUACAUGAUUCUAAAUGGAAGUCAUACUCAGUUUCCUACUUUUAAAAAUGGUGUUCAAGCAUAUUUACUGAUAUGCAUUUCUUCUGUCUGGAAGCAUGAAUAAACUUUUGGUGACACUGAGCUGUGCUAUAUGCUGGUUACUCUAUGCAUCUUAUUGUUGUAAAUUAUCUUGCUUGAAUGCAAUCUCUAUGCAUUUGUAUAUAUUUCAUAAUUGCCUUGUUAGGUAAAUGUAAGGAGAACCAGAGAACCUGUUGCACUGUUUGGUAGACCUUGACUUAAUGUGUGAUUGCUUUGAUUUACCAAGACAGAAUUGACUGUGUUCCUCUCAAGAUUUGUUUUCAUUAUCUUUGUUUUGUACAGCAUUCAGAAGUUAAUUUUGACAAAUAUGUGUUCUGGUGUUAAAAUUCAUUAAAAUGUAAAAUGUG